Messenger RNA from Thamnophis sirtalis, 1171 nucleotides. The record is from RefSeq and is a predicted model, not a curated record. NCBI's taxonomy places the organism in Eukaryota, Metazoa, Chordata, Lepidosauria, Squamata, Natricidae.
GUGUGUAAGUAAUACAGUGUGUAAGUAAUACCGUGUGUAAGUAAUACUGUAUAUCUGGGAUGUUCUAAGAAUUCCUCCCAACCCAUUCCUCUUUCUCCUUCCUUCCUUCCUCUCCUCCCUCCCUCCCAGGUUGGCACGCUGCCCAUGCUGAACCCCAACGCACAGCCAUGCCUUCCCACAGAAGCCAGAGCCUUUGCCCGCUAUUUUGGGCCGGUGCUUUUCUCCUUGGUGUUUGUGGUGGGCCUGGUGGGCAACAGCUCUGUGCUGACCAUCUUGGGCCGACGCCGGCGGUCCUGGCGCUUUGCUGACCAUUACCUCUUCCAGCUGGCGGUGGCCGACCUCCUCCUGGUCUUAACCCUGCCUUUCCGAGCUGCCCAGAUGGUCCAUGGCUGGAGCUUUGGGGAAUCCCUCUGCAAGCUGACAGAAGGUCUCACCACCAUGAACGUCUACACCAGCAUCCUCCUCCUGACCUACCUCAGCAUCGAACGCUACUUCGUGGUGGCCAAGGGCGCCGCUCCCACCUUCUUCGUGAAGCUAUCUCACAUCUAUCUGACUUCGGCCUUUUUCUGGGCCGUCGGCAUUGCGUUCUCCACCGUGGACCUCCGAUUCCGGACGGUCACCUACGUAUGGGAAGCCAUGUCUCUCGUCUGCCAGCUGGACCUGGAGGUCCAGGAUGCCGAGUCCUGGAAACUGGGGCUCCAACUGUUUUUCUUCCUCCUGGGUUUUUGGUGGCCCGUCCUAGCCAUGGUCUACUGCUACCUGCGGAUUUUCAUCAAGCUCCACCAGGCGGGUCUUCUGCGCAAGCAUUUGCCGCUGAGCCUCCUGGUGAUCAUCUGGGUAUCCUUCAUCGCCUGUUGGGCCCCUUUCCAUUCCUUGAUGCUGGUGGAUCUCUCUCAACGCCUGGGUUACUUGAGGAGGCACUGUGGAUGGGAGAAGGUCUUGGAUUAUGGCCUGCUGAUCUCCAAGUGUUUAGCCCUGACCCACUGCUGCCUCAAUCCCUUGGUCUACGCUUUGGGAGGGGCGAAGUUCCGAAGGGAACUUUCUAGAAUCUUCCGCGGGAGUCGCCAAACCAGGCCUCACCGUUCGGUUAGUGAGGACUUUAGCCAAAUGACCGACUGCAGGGCCCUCCGUGACGUGGAUUACUCCGUCAUGAUCUGAGGGCUGCGCGGCC